GUUUGUGUGUGUCGCUUCCUCAUGCAUCGUCGAGCACGCGGACUUCUGCUCGUGCAGCGACAUUUCCUGAGCGCGAGUCUCUGAUGGUCAGCGCAGUUCGGCUCGCGCACGGCGGCUUAUGAAGAACCGCAAAAUGAUUUUAAUCGCGUUAUUUGUCACGGCUGUGUUGCGCGUUUCGGCUGGGAAGGCAUCCCUACCAUACAAAUCAAAUGGAGAAUGUUACAAUAGCACAUCUGAGUAUUACAUAAAAAAUCUCCAAUUGUGCUGCAGUAGAUGUAAACCAGGGACCCGUCUGGAGACAAAGUGCACGAAUGAUCAGGACACAGUCUGUUUGCCUUGUCCUCAUGGACAGUACUCCGAAAAAGCGAACCAUUUUGAAAGAUGUUUUUCAUGUCAAAAAUGUGAUAUAAGCAAAGGACUGAUAUUUGAAAGAAAUUGCUCAGCUGAUACCAAUGCUGUUUGCAUUUGCAAACCUGGAAUGUACUGUGCUGAAAAAUAUUCAUCAACAUCUGGAUGUUCGCUUUGUCAAAAGCAUAAAAUCUGCAAACCUGGUGAAGUUGUUGUUCAAAGUGGAACACAUUUAACUAAUGUCAAAUGUGGACCCUGUCCUGAAGGGACAUUUUUGAGUGACAGUGUUGCUAAGCUGUGCAAACCACACAGACGAUGUGAAGGAAGUUCAGUUUUGAUUCCUGGCAGCUCUACAGCUGACACACAGUGUGGGACACCAUUAACGACAAGCACUCAGACCACCAAAAAAAUCCUAACAAUCCUUCCCACAAUGAAGCCGCGUGCACCCCAGAUCAGGACAGAGGCAGUGCCACAUAUUACCACCUCGACAUCUAUGCCUCCAUCAGCCGGCGUGACGCUCAGAAAUCGAACCUUGACUCUAUCAAAGCCCACCCCUGACGAUUAUUCCAUGACUUUCAUCUACUGCGCUGGCAUUGUUGUUGUGCUGGUUUUCCUGAUAUUGACUGUAACAGUUACGUGGAUAAUUUGCAAAAACAGGAAAGGCAAUAAAGGUUCAAUGAACGUUGUUAUAGCAGACAGCAAUAAGUCGGAACAGAGCCCGUCAGCAAACAGCGCACCAGAACAUCAACGUCUGUUACCUGGUGACAGGUGCCAAAAAGAGCCCUCCAUGACCUCAUCAGACAGUCAGAGUCAGCCAGACUCAAGUCAGAGUCACAUCAGCGGUGAUUGGUUAGAACGCACCAGCCAGGAGGAGUCUCUGCCGGAGCAGCCUUCUAUCUCCAGCCCUUUGGUCAACGUCAGCAUCACAACCACCUUUAACUGUCACCUCAACCCGACAACAGCAACCUGCUCCAUCCCCGUCAGCCCAUCUGCACUCACACCUCAUUCUGUAACUUCAGUGCCACUGUCUCAGGAGGAGGUCUGUAUCUCCUGCCAGCAAGAAGACGGCAAAGAAGCACUGCAGUCGGUUCAGGAGAGCAGUCCGUGUGCGUUCUGAUUGGUGGAUUCAAGUCCUUCGUUAGGUGUCGGUAAUGGUCAAAAAGUGUUUCUCUGGGAAAAGCGCAUUUGUUGUGUCAUUGCUGUGUAAACUGACAUUAAAGGGAUACAUUUACAUUUAGCUGAUGCUUUUAUCACAAUUGCUAUAUAUGUCAGAGGUCGCACGCCUCUGGACACAAUGGUGUGUCACAGUGGAUUCGAACCCAGGUCUCUCACACCAAAGUUCUCUGUCUUAUCCACUGCGCCAUCACCACCCAUCAAAAAUAAACAUCUGGGGCACAAUUGACUUCAAUAAUAAGAAAAAAAUACUGUGGAACUGAAUGGUGCCCCAAAUCUGUUUGGUUAAUAACAUUUUUAAAAUAACUUCAUUUGUAUUCAGCAGAACAAAGAAAGCAAUUAUUGGCUAAAAAAAUCUGCUGACCACUUAGCUAAUUCGGUGAACUUUGCGUUGUUGUAAAGUUUAAGGAUUACUUCGUUCAGUAAUGUUUUCCGACAUUUAACCAAUGUAUGUGUGUAUUUUGAUGCGAUUAACCCCUUCAGACCCUGUGUCCACUAGAAUGGACAUCACACGUUUUGAGGUUCAAACCAAUAAAAAUGCUUAUCAACCAAUCAAAACAAGGCACAUUGUUUAACACCUAAAAAUCAGGUCUGAAGGGGUUAAGAAUGAAAUAAGAGUCGUUGCACUGUAUAAGAAAUGAAGCUAGCGCCACACAGUGGUCAUGUAAAUAUUCAAGCUAAUAUGUUAAAGGGAUAGCUCACUUUAAAAUGAAAAUUCUGUCAUCCUUUACUCAUCCUCAUGUUGUUCUAAACCUGUAUGAAUUUCUUUUUUCGGAUGAACACAAAAGAAGAUAUUUUGAGGAUGAGUAAAUGAUGACAGAAUUUUCAUUUUAAAGUGAACUAUCCCUUUAAGGGAUAUUUUGUCAUAUGAAGGAUAAAUAAUCAGAAUUGUAGGAAUUUAUUUUAGUGUUACAGAAAUAAUGUUACAUAAUUCUGAUAUCCAAGGGCUAUAUAUAUAAGAGAUCAUUUUAUAUUACAUUGUAUUUUUGAAUUUGUAUAUUAUUGAUUUGUAUAGUCAUCUUUUUAUUGUAAAAUUUUGUAUAUACAUUUAUAAAAAAAACUAGUGAAUUCACA
Misgurnus anguillicaudatus (oriental weatherfish) is the source of this 2595-nucleotide messenger RNA. It is a transcript of the gene tnfrsf1b, whose product is annotated as tumor necrosis factor receptor superfamily, member 1B. Lineage: Eukaryota; Metazoa; Chordata; Actinopteri; Cypriniformes; Cobitidae. The record is from RefSeq and is a predicted model, not a curated record. Gene Ontology annotation, biological process: signal transduction; negative regulation of alpha-beta T cell proliferation; positive regulation of T cell migration. Gene Ontology annotation, cellular component: external side of plasma membrane; membrane. Gene Ontology annotation, molecular function: protein binding; transmembrane signaling receptor activity.